AUGGCCAUGGCCACCCUCCCCGCCCAGUGGCGGCCAGAAAAGCCAUCUGCCGUUCUCCACACAUUCCCAGUUCAAGAUGUGUACGUCUGGCGACAUGAACAAGGAACCCUGAUCGAGAUGCAAAAUGAGGAGGAGAUUCUGAAGCGGUUCAACGAGUCGGGAACUCAGUUCAAGGCUUGGCCGAUUGCUCCCAUUCCAGGGCUCACCACCUCCUUCACCAAGUCCUGGCUGUUUCUCGUCAAAAUCCCAAACAUUACGGACGACGUGGUGUUCCCGUCUUUGGCCGACCAGUUCAGCAUCAGCUUGGAGAGCCGGGUCGAGAGACCCGAGGGCACCUUCUCCUUGGUGCAUCUACAUGCGACCCGCAUCCCUAACCCGUACGAGGAUGUGGAAAACCUUUUGUGUCCAUUCGUCUCAAGAUGCGCUACUUUCAAAGUGGAAGUGCCACGUUCCUGGCAGAAUGAUGAUGGAAUCAAUGUCGAGCUGGACUUGAUGUCAGAAUUUCAAACCGCCUCGAGCCUCGACGACUUUGAGAACAUCAGGUUGGACGAGGGAAAAUGCCAAAUGAUUACGAUUGUGUGGGAUACAUUUUCGAUGACUUACGAGGCUGAAUUGGCAGCCCUUCGACGCUUUGUGGAAGACACACGCCUUGAGGAACGCGAACUCAGCUUCAAGGCCAGGGACGUUUUUCGAAUGAUUCAGAAUUUCCAGGACAGCUGGAAGCUAUUCUACAAUCUCCACGAUGAGUUCCCUCAUCUGAAAGACCCAACCAACCCCCGACAUCGCAUCCCGAAGCUGCUUUUGGAAAAGUUCCAGUCUUUCAAUGCCGACCAUCGCGCGGCUUAUGAUGCUCUGACAGCGAUCCCUAAUGGGCUCUUUUUUGUCAACGGCUGCCCAGGAGCAGGAAAGACGGAAUGGAACAUGGUUGUAUCGGCGCUAAUCCAAUCGAAGCGCCGUCCAGGAUCUAAGAAAAGGCACAGUCCCAUCCUUUUUGUGGUUGAUCUCAACAAGACAGUUGACGAUGCUGCGGAUCGGUAUUUCACCCUUUGCAAAGCCGCAGGCCUAAAACUACGGAUUGUGCGAAUGCACGGUUGGCCCUACGAGAUGAGAAACAGCAACAAGCUGAAUGGAUCUUCAUUGACACAGAAAGAAGGAGAUUCUCGAGGCGAGCUGGAUUUUACGAAGAAGUUCUUGACAACAGCCAGUGUCGCAAAGCACACCGGGGUGGGCAGAAGCCCCAACAAGGCACCCACGCUGGACGAAGCUGCGUGGGAUUACUACGACAAGCACAAAGAUGACUGUUUCACUCCGCUCAUGCGAAUUCUGGCUAGCAUGGAGGCAGGCGAGGUUCUCACCACGGGUGACUGGAAAACUUUGAGGAGCCAAGUAUCGCUCCUGUACCGCGCAGUGCUGGCACAGACAGACUUCAUUGCUACAACGCCAGUGGCGGCUUAUGGAAAUUUCUCAAAGCUUUUUCGCCCCGAGGUGAUCUUUUUCGACGAGGCUCCCCAUGCUCGGGAGUUGACGACCCUGAUCCCGCUGGCCUUCUUUGAGCCGAUCGCUUGGAUUCUUACGGGUGACGUGAAGCAAACGCGUCCAUUUGUCAAGGGAGGCGAUAAACGAGACACGAUGAAGCUAGGAUUGAAGUUCAAUCCAUAUGCCGAGCAACUUCGUGUGAGUUUGAUGGCAAGAGCCGAGAUGGUGGGCGCCAUUAACAGCAAACUCCUUGUCAACAAGCGGGCACAUGGGAACCUACACCGGCUCCCGUCCAGAAUGUUUUACCAAAGCAAAAUGAUAUCAGGGUAUGAGAGUAUUGAGCGCUACCCUCCGACCGUCAUUCAUUUGACGCGAUAUCUGCAGCAACUUGGGGGUCUUCCGGAGAUGCGGGAGAACCGAGUUGUGAUCCGCCUCAAGGACAGCCAGGAGGAGAAGCAGAAAAAUAGCUUCUGGAACCCCGCUCACCACAACUGGGUUAUCAAUCAGGUGCAGAAGCUUCUCGGAGAUCCUCAAUUUCGGAGCAUCACCGACAUGAACGCUCCGGGCAGCGUGAUGAUCCAGACGCCGUAUGCUACAGCAGUGCGGGUGUAUUUAUCCGAAGUCAAACAAUGGCCUCAAGAGUGGCAAGACCGGGUCGAGGUGUUGACAGUGGACAAAGCCCAAGGAAACCAAGCAGAUGUGGUGUUUCUGGACAUGGUAAGAACAACGAAAGCUGGCUUCAUGAACGAGCCACAUCGGCUCAACGUUGCCAUCACGCGCGCACGACAGGCCGAGAUCAUUUUAAUGCACUACCAAAUGACCUGGCGAACCAGUCGCGGAAGACCUGUCAGAGCGGAAUACACCUCACAGAUUUGGGAUGAUGCGGCGGCAGACCGCCGUGUGUUUGUACUAUGA
Ilyonectria robusta is the source of this 2391-nucleotide messenger RNA. RefSeq names its product P-loop containing nucleoside triphosphate hydrolase protein. The record is from RefSeq and is a predicted model, not a curated record. Gene Ontology annotation, molecular function: 5'-3' DNA helicase activity. Bases 1 to 2391 code for a protein of 796 amino acids. Lineage: Eukaryota; Fungi; Ascomycota; Sordariomycetes; Hypocreales; Nectriaceae. The transcript has 2 exons.